UUCUACCGUAGUUUCUUGAGAGACAAUUGCGCUGUACCGAUCGACAAACCCGGUGACACGGUCCUCCAUCUUCUGGCCAUCAAUGGCAAUGUGGCCGCCAUGGAAAGCCUACUGCAGGCAGACCUCCUGCUCGACGAAAUGCUCGUGAGAAAGGAUGUCAACGGCAACACUGCGCUGCACGAAGCUGCGAGGUUUGGACAUGAGGGUGUGGCGCAGAUCAUGGUCAAAAAGAAGCCGAGUUUAGCUUUCGAGAGGAAUAAUUUGAACGAGACGCCUCUUUACCUUUCCGCUGCGUAUGGUAAGAAGGAAGUUUUCGAGCUUCUGGAAAGUUAUAGCGAUUGCAGAGCAAGGAGGUACGAUGGCUGCACCGUUCUUCAUGCUGCGAUUGAAGGAGAACGUUACAGUUUGGUUGUGAGCAUAUUGGACUCAUACCCUGAUCUUGCUCAAAAACAUGAUGAGAAGGGUAUUACUCCUUUCAAUUUGUUGGCCUCAAAACCAUCUUCUUUUAGAAGAAGAUCGGCAUAUGUGUUGAAUGAUCUAAGCAGGACACCUGUCAUCACCUGGCAGGUAGUUGAAGCAGUAAUCUGCAAUUGUAUUCCAACAAUGUAUGUCGAGGCAGCUUUGGAGCCACAAGCUGCCAGUAAUGUAGAGGACCCAAAUGAUAAUAGACUUGGAAUUUCCAAACUAGAAAGGUCAUCUUUCAUCAGAAGAAUCUUAGGUUGCUGGUAUUUCAAAAAAAUUGAUGAUGCCAAGCAAAAGCAUGAACUUGCCGUAGUGCUGGCAAAGAGAUUGAUCGGGAAAGAAGAUUGGAGUCAAUACAUUUACUAUGAAAGUAUUGAUCCUGAAGACAGCUUAUUUGGGAUAUCUUCAAGGAAGACAAAUACAGUGCCUGACCCGCUAAUACAGGCAACAGGGUUCGGCAUUCUCAAGCUGGUAAUGGUGAUCCUCCAAAAAUAUCCCGAGGUCGCAGGUUCCUUUGAUGAGAAUGGAAGGAACAUACUACAUAUAACAAUGGAGCAGAAGCAUAGGUUUAUGUAUGACUACUUGAUGAACUUUGGUGCAUAUAAGGAUAGGAUGCUAGCAAAUAUUGAUAACCAAUGGAACACCAUCUUGCACCUUGCAACAUGUGUGGCGUAUCCGGCUAGCUCUCCUUCUGGAUUCACAGAUUCUGGUGAUCGAUGGAGUGCCAAUUUUCAUGUUCGGGCAAAGCGGGGAAGUGUUGGAGUGGUGAACCAGAUGAGUUGGGAUGUGCUUUGGUUUAAGGUAUUGAAGGCAAUUUUAGACUUUAUAGCAUGUGGAUGUGGGGGGGGGGGGGGGGGGGGGUGGAGUUUGGUCCCCCUACUGUCAAUGUGGACUUGCCACUGCCCAUGGCCCGCUGGUCCAAUGGUUGCAGGCCAAAUCUCAACCUUACUCUUAGCACAAUUGUAA
This is a messenger RNA of Ilex paraguariensis (yerba mate), 1428 nucleotides long. The record is from the annotation of a GenBank genome assembly. NCBI's taxonomy places the organism in Eukaryota, Viridiplantae, Streptophyta, Magnoliopsida, Aquifoliales, Aquifoliaceae.